UGCAACCAACAUAAUGCUGAAGCUCCCAACUUGGAACAAGCAUUUCACAGAAUGGCACAAACAGAACCUAAUCUGGACCAUGACGUAUCAUGGUUCCUCCUUCCGUCAUACUGGGCUAAAAUGGUUGUGGCAUUAAUUUCCUUCCUCUGUUUUGCUAACAGCUAUGAUGGAGAUUUUGUCUUUGAUGAUUCUGAAGCUAUCAUCAAUAAUAAGGACCUCAGGGCAGAAACCCCACUUGGUGACCUGUGGCAUCAUGACUUUUGGGGUAGCAAACUCAGCAGCAAUACCAGUCAUAAGUCAUAUCGACCACUAACUGUCCUAACUUUCAGAAUUAAUUACCUUUUUGCUGGAGGCUUCUACCCAGUUGGUUUCCAUGUCAUCAAUAUAAUACUGCAUUGUACUAUCUCAGUGUUGAUGGUUGAUGUGUUCUCGAUUUUAUUGGGUGGACUGCAAUUCAGUAAUAAAGGAAGAAGACUAAACCUGGCUCCAAAGACAUCUCUUCUAGCUGCUUUGCUGUUUGCCGUACAUCCAGUGCAUACCGAAUGUGUUGCUGGGAUUGUUGGCAGAGCAGACCUACUGUGUGCCCUGUUCUUUUUGUUGUCAUUCCUUGGCUACUGUAAAGCAUUUAGAGAAAAUAAGGAAGGACAUAAUUUUUCUAUAUUCUGGGUGCUGGUGAGUGUUAUCCUAGGUGCAAUAGCCAUGCUGUGCAAAGAACAAGGAAUUACAAUACUGGGUUUGAAUGCAGUGUUUGAUGCACUGGUGAUUAACAAGCUAAAUGUUUUGGAGCUUAUUCAAAAGUUACUACAUAAGGACAAGUCAUUGGAGAAUGCUGGGCUGUUAAGAAAGGGGCUGCUUUUCAGGAUAACUCUUCUGAUGUCUGGAGGGGCCAGUAUACUUUAUAUACGCUGGAGGAUUAUGGGCACAGGGCCACCGGCUUUCACUGAAGUAGACAACCCGGCUUCAUUUGCAGACAGUCUGUUUGUGAGGGCUAUAAACUAUAAUUACUACUAUUCCUUGAAUGCAUGGUUGCUGUUGUGUCCCUGGUGGCUGUGUUUUGAUUGGUCAAUGGGCUGCAUACCCCUCAUUAAAUCCGUCAGUGACUGGAGGAUAAUUGCACUAGCAGCACUUUGGUUCUGCCUAAUUGGUCUGAUAUGCCAAGCUCUGUGCUCAGAAGACAGCCAUAAGAGAAGAAUUCUUACACUGGGACUCGGAUUUCUUAUUAUCCCUUUUCUUCCUGCAAGUAACCUGUUCUUCCGAGUAGGAUUUGUUAUUGCAGAGAGAGUCAUCUACCUCCCCAGUAUUGGAUAUUGUAUUCUGUUUACAUAUGGAUUUAGUCUCUUGAGUAAGCAAGCCAAGAAAAAGAAAAUUCUUGCUGUGGCAGUACUUGGAAUCUUGUUGAUAAAUGUUAUGCGGUGUGCACUCCGCAGCAGUCAGUGGAGGUCAGAAGAACAGCUUUUUAGGAGUGCACUGUCUGUAUGCCCGCUGAAUGCAAAA
Pelecanus crispus (Dalmatian pelican) is the source of this 1494-nucleotide messenger RNA. NCBI's taxonomy places the organism in Eukaryota, Metazoa, Chordata, Aves, Pelecaniformes, Pelecanidae. The record is from RefSeq and is a predicted model, not a curated record.